This is a messenger RNA of Olea europaea var. sylvestris, 996 nucleotides long. Its product is annotated as peptidyl-tRNA hydrolase 2, mitochondrial-like. The transcript is spliced from 8 exons. Bases 185 to 790 code for a protein of 201 amino acids. Gene Ontology annotation, molecular function: peptidyl-tRNA hydrolase activity. NCBI's taxonomy places the organism in Eukaryota, Viridiplantae, Streptophyta, Magnoliopsida, Lamiales, Oleaceae. Gene Ontology annotation, cellular component: mitochondrion; cytosol. The record is from RefSeq and is a predicted model, not a curated record.
CACACCAAUUUAAUAAAUCAGGAAAAAGAAUUUCAGAUUACCCAGUCUAGGGUGUGGAAACUGGAAGUCCGGCUUCUUUUCUGUCUCAUCAGCCACCGCCGUCGCCGCACUGAAUAGCAAACUUGAUCGUACUUACACCGACGUGGCUCGAUCCUCGUCUUCCGAUAGAUUGAUUACUCUGCUUAUGCAUUUUCUGCUCCAUCAAAUUAUUACUGUGCACAUUGAAUAUUUGGGGUUUGAUAUGAUAGACAUGACCUGGUUCAGUGCCUUGUUACUUGGGGCUGGCUGCCUUGCUUUGGGGUACUUCAUUGGAGCUCGGCAGUCUGCCCGUAUUUUUCUUUCUCCCCGAGUAUCGAAAGGCUCUGAAAUUGUUGUUGAAGGUAAAUCAAAGAACCGUGGUAAACAGCCCCUUGAGAUCGAAAAACUAGCUGACAUUCUUGAAGAUUUCAAAAUGGUUUUGGUUGUGAGGAAUGACUUAAAGAUGGGGAAAGGGAAGAUUGCUGCACAAUGCAGUCAUGCUACUUUGGGUCUCUACAAGAAACUCGCAAACCGGGCACCGAAAUCUUUAAACAGGUGGGAGAUGUGUGGGCAGGUUAAGGUUGUCGUGAAAAUUGAAGGUGAAGAUGAUAUGCUUGUUUUACAAGAAAAGGCAAAAUCACUAAACUUACAAACACAUAUUACCAUUGAUGCUGGGAGAACACAGAUUGCUCCAAAUUCAAGAACAGUGAUGGCAGUUUUGGGACCCGCAGAUAUGGUCGACAAUGUGACCGGUGGAUUGAAGCUUUUAUAGUGGAAGUUCUGCUAUUGUUUGGCCUUAAAUGGCGGAAGAGCUCCUAAGUUUACAGCUGCAUUGAGGAGCUUCUAUUGGACGUUGUUUUUAUUGUUGCCGAUGAUGAAAAUUUUCAACGAUCGAUCAAUUCUUAACAAAGCGUUGAUAUUGUUUACUCAAUGAAUUAAGAUUUCAUACAUUUUAUUAUCUGACCUUUUUUGCCUUAA